This is a messenger RNA of Nothobranchius furzeri (turquoise killifish), 7515 nucleotides long. It is a transcript of the gene dapk1, whose product is annotated as death-associated protein kinase 1. Gene Ontology annotation, molecular function: protein serine/threonine kinase activity; protein binding; ATP binding. Gene Ontology annotation, cellular component: nucleus; cytoplasm. Gene Ontology annotation, biological process: intracellular signal transduction; protein phosphorylation; positive regulation of apoptotic process. NCBI's taxonomy places the organism in Eukaryota, Metazoa, Chordata, Actinopteri, Cyprinodontiformes, Nothobranchiidae. The record is from RefSeq and is a predicted model, not a curated record.
CAGAGACGUGAACGCACCACCCGAACCAGACUCCCUUAUAUUGUUAACGUUGAUUUCUCCGGUUCAAGCAGCAGCAGCAUUUUGUCUUGUCGUGAACCGAUCCUGGGUCACAGCCGCCCACUGAACGCAUGAAAUCUCGGCUACGCUCACACCGGUGGACCGGUCUGGAGGCAUGAGGAGGAGCGGAGCUCGGAACGGAACCCAGACCCGAGGCUGCUGCUAGGGAUGGAUCCGCUGUGAGGAGCCGGGGUACCGAGCAGAGAGGCGGGAGGACCGGAGAGACAACAUGACGGUGUUCAACCCGGAAAAUGUUGAGGAAUUUUACGAGAUCGGAGACGAGCUGGGGAGUGGUCAGUUCGCUGUGGUCAGAAGAUGUCGCCACAGAAGCACGGGUGCGGAAUUUGCCGCCAAGUUUAUUAAGAAGCGGCGCAGCAAAACGAGUCGGCGAGGGGUGACGAGGGACGACAUUGAGAGAGAGGUGAACAUCCUGAAGGAGAUUCAGCACCCGAACAUCAUCGCGCUGCACGAAGUGUUUGAGAACAAGGCCGAAGUCAUCCUCAUCCUGGAACUCGUCGCUGGAGGUGAACUCUUCGACUUCCUGGCAGAGAAAGAGUCUCUGAGCGAAGAAGAAGCCACUCAGUUCCUGAAACAGAUCCUGGACGGCGUCCUCUACCUGCACUCCAAACAAAUCGCUCACUUCGACCUCAAGCCGGAGAACAUCAUGCUGCUGAACCGCUCAGUGCCUCACCCGCGCAUCAAGAUCAUCGACUUCGGACUCGCCCACAAGAUCGAUUUUGGCAACGAUUUCAAAAACAUCUUUGGAACUCCGGAGUUUGUAGCUCCAGAAGUGGUGAACUACGAGUCUUUAGGCCUGGAGGCCGACAUGUGGAGCAUCGGGGUCAUCACCUACAUCCUCCUGAGUGGUGCUUCUCCCUUUCUGGGUGACAACAAACAGGAGACGCUGGCCAACGUGUCAGCUGUGGAUUACACGUUUGACGAGGAGUUCUUCAGCAGCACCAGCGUCCUGGCCAAAGACUUCAUCGCUCGGCUCCUCGUCAAAGACCCAAAACGGAGAAUGACGAUCCAGGACACGCUGCAGCAUCCCUGGAUCAAGCCCAAAGACACCCAACAGGCUCUGAGCAGGAAGGAGUCGGCCGUCAACAUGGAGAAGUUUAAGAAGUUUGCCGCUCGGAGGAAAUGGAAGCAAUCCGUCCGACUCAUCUCUUUAUGUAACCGCCUGUCUCGCUCCUUCCUGUCCAGGAGCAACAUAAGUGUGGCGCGCAGCGACGACACGCUGGAUGAGGAGGACUCCUUUGUGAUGAAGGCCAUCAUCCACGCCAUCAACGACGACAACGUUCCGGGUCUGCAGCAUCUACUCGGAUCGCUGAACAGUUACGACGUAAACCAGCCAAACAAGCAUGGGACGCCUCCGCUGCUGAUCGCUGCCGGCUGCGGAAACGUUCAGAUCAUCGAGGUGCUGAUGAGAAAAGGAGCUGACAUCCAGGCUAACGACAAGACUGGAGCCAACGCCGUCUACCACGCCGCACGCCACGGUCACGUGGACACCCUCAGAUUCCUGCACGACAACAGAUGUCCUCUGGACGUCCAAGAUAAGUGUGGGGAAACGGCUCUGCAUGUGGCAGCUCGCUAUGGCAACGUGGAUGUGGUGAGCUACCUGUGCAGCAUUCGGUCCAACCCGAACCUCACGGACCUGGAAAAGGAGACCCCGCUGCACUGUGCAGCUUGGCAUGGCUACUCUGCUGUGGCCCGAGCACUCUGCCAGGCGGGAUGCCUUGUAGAUGCUAAGAACCGGGAUGGCGAGACUCCGCUCCUGACUGCAUCUGCUCGUGGCUUCGUGGACAUUGUGGAGUGUCUGGUGGAACACCAGGCAGAUCUAGAAGCUAGAGACAAGGACGACCACACGGCGCUCCAUCUGGCCGUACGGAGGUGUCAGGUGGAGGUCGUCCGCUGCCUCAUCAGACAUCACUGCCACCUGGACCAACAGGAUCGCCAUGGCAACACGCCGCUGCACAUCGCAUGUAACGAUGGGAACCUGCCCAUCGUCAUGGCGAUAUGCGACGCCAAGGCUAGCCUGGAUCUGCCCAAUAAGUACGGCAGAACUGCGAUCCACCUGGCCGCUAACAACGGGAACCUGGAGGUUGUCCGCCAUCUCUGCCUGUCCGGAGCAAACAUCGACGCCGUUACAAACGAUGGAAAAACAGCAGAAGAUCUGGCUUUAGCCGAUCAUCACGAACUGAUCGUAGCUCUGCUGGGAAAACUGAAGAAGGACAACCACAAGCUGAGCUUCAUCCAGCAGCUCCGACCCACUCCGACCAUCCAGCCCCGGAUCAAACUGAAGCUGUUCGGACACUCGGGAGCCGGGAAGAGCACGCUGCUGGAGUCUCUGAAAUGUGGCAUCCUGCGCAGCUUCUUCAGGAGGAGGAGGUCACGUAUGACCAACGCAACCCGCCACCCCAACUCCCCCGUCAACUCCAAACCGGCCGUCUCGGUCAGCAUCUCCAACCUGUACCCGGGCUGUGAGAACGUCAGCGUCCGCAGUCGCAGCAUGAUGUUCGAGCCCAGCCUCACCAAAGGGGUCCUGGAGGUCUUCUCCCCGGUCCACAGCGCCCUGUCCGCCGCUGACGAGCAGACCACCAAGGCCGUCGAUAUCCAGCACGCCAGCAUCCACGGUGUGGGCGACUUCAGCGUCUGGGAGUUUUCAGGAAACCAGGUCUACCACUGCACCUACGACUAUUUUGCAGCCAACGACGCGACAGCGAUCCACCUGGUUCUGUUCAGCUUGGAGGAACCGUACGAGACCCAACUGGGCCACAUCACGUACUGGCUGAACCUGCUGAAGGCCCUGACGCUGCCCCAGGACCACAUCGUUUUUGGAGGUCGGAUCCAGCAGCCUCUUCCGGUGGUUCUGGUAGCGACCCACGCGGACCUCGCCAACAUCCCCAGAACUUUCUCUGGAGAGUUCAGCUACGACAAGGAGCGGUCGCUGCUGAAGGAAGUCAGGACCAGGUUUGGGAACGACCUCCAGGUCAGCGACAAACUGUUUGUGAUGGACACCGGCGCCUCCAGCUCCAGAGACGUGAAGCUGCUGAGGAGCCACCUGCAGGAGCUCCGCUCUGGCAUCAUCUCUAGCUGCGCUCCGAUGACGCAGCUCUCGGAGCGCCUGCUGGCCGCCCUGCCAGCGUGGAGGAAGCUGAGCGGACCGAACCAGCUGACGUCGUGGCAGCAGUUCGUCAGCGACGUGCAGGAGCACAUUAACCCGCUGGUCAGUCAGGACCACCUCCGCACUCUGGCCCUCCAGCUCCACAGCAUGGGGGAGAUCAACAUAAUGCAGAGUGAGACCGUCCAGGACGUUGUCCUGCUGGAGCCCCGUUGGCUCUGCUCCACCAUCCUGGGGAAGCUGCUGUCGGUGGAGACCCCUAAAGCCAUCCACCACUACAGGGGGCGCUACAGGGUGGAGGAGAUCCAGGCUCUGGCGCCAGAGAGCGACGUGGAGGAGCUGCUGCAGAUCCUGGAUGCCAUGGACGUUUGCGCUCGUGACGCCACCAACCCUUCCAUGGUGGACGUGCCCGCUCUCAUCAAGACGAACGGCCUGCACCGCUCCUGGACGGAGGAAGAGGAGGAGGAGUCUCUGAUCUACGGGGGGGUCCGACUCGUCCCCGCGGAGCACCUCACCGCCUUCCCCUGUGGCCUGUUCCACAAGCUGCAGGUGAACCUGUGUCGCUGGAGCCACCAGCAGAAGCCGGAGGAGGACGGUGGAGAGGACUCGGACGGAGACAUCCACCUGUGGGCCAACGGAGCCAAAGUGAGCCAGGCGGAGGUGGAGGCCAUGAUCCUGCUGGUGAACCACGGGCAGGGCGUGGAGAUUCAGGUACGUGGACACGAAACGGAGCGGGCCAAGUGCUACACCCUGCUGGACACCAUCUGCAGCAUCACGGAGAACCUGCUGUCCUCCACGUUGCCCGGACUGCUCACGGCGCGCUACUACCUGAGUCCUCAGCAGCUCCGCGAGCACCACGCCCCCAUCAUGAUCUACCAACCCAAGGACUUCUUCAGAGCGCAGGUCCAGCGGGAGACCUCGCUCACCAACACCAUGGGAGGCUACCGGGAGAGCUUUAGCAGCAUCCUGGCCUUCGGCUGCGCCGAGGUCUACCAGCAAGGCGUUCUGGGUAGAGACGUCCACAUAUCAGACGUUCCCCUGUUGGCCCGCAGGAAGCUGAGCCGAAUGCUGGACCCGCCCGACGCCAUGGGGAAGGACUGGUGCCUGCUGGCCAUGAACCUGGGCCUCACCGACCUGGUGGCCAAACACAGCAACGGGACCCCGGACUCCGAGUCCCAGAAGGCCGAGCUGCAGCCCAGCCCGACCGCGGCGCUGCUGCAGGAGUGGAGCAGGCAGCCCGGCAGCACCGUCGGCGUUCUGAUGACGAAGCUGAGAGAGCUCGGCCGCCGAGACGCGGCGGACUUCCUGCUCAAGGCCUCCCCCGUCUUCCGGGUCAAUAUGGAGGCUGUGGGCGGGGCCUCUAGCAGUUACCCCCCCACCUGCAACGGCGGCACGUCGUACAACUCCAUCAGCUCCGUCAUCUCCCGCUGACGCUCCGCUCCACCAUCAGAACCGGGUCUGUUUGGGUUCCGCUCUCCUGGACAGAACAGGAACCCUGAGUUUUUAUUCUGCUGCUACUUAAUGUUCCACCAGAACCAGAAGUUCAGGAGGAGCUAGAACCUCCACCUGAGCCUGAGGGUCAGAACCACGGCGGCCAUGUUGUUUGGACCUCUCCGUGUGGGUUUCUGAUCCUGCCGAGGUGCCUUUGGGCCGUCUGCCUCCCUAAAAGCACAAACAGAAGUUCCUUCAAACAUCAGGAGAACCUCUUUGGCCUUUUUGACCCGACAGGAAAAUCAUUUUAAACUAAAACUCGGUUUUUCUCAGAACCAGAAUCUCCCGUCAGUCGAUGCAAAGAUCAAAUAAAAAUAAUUCACCUUGUUUACGGGUUCCAACGUUUUCUUCUAAAUGAAUUUUAAUCUGAGCUGUAAUGACUUCUGCUGCUGUGAUCCGGUUCUGCGACGUGUUUUAGUCCCACUGAGAAGGAACGGAACCCGGUUCUGCUCCAGAACCCGACCCGACUGGUUCUGGGUUUACUAUUAUGCUAACCGAUGGUUCUGGUCGUGUUUUCAUGGAGUAAAUAUAAAAACAGAGAAGUGUUAUUGAAUGUGCGGUAUGCACGAUGGCGGUCCUUCACAAUAAGAGUCUCAACUGCCUCUAAUCAUUUCAGGCUUCUAAAAAAGUUUUUCUUUUCUGGUAAAAAUCUAAAUAUUUUUGUAGGACUUAAAUGUUUUAGGGCUGAGACUCUUAUUUUGAAAGAUAAGACUUAAAUGUUUUAGGGUUCGUGUGUUUGAGGCUCUUAUUUUGAAAGACAAGACUUAAAUGUUUUAGGGCUGAGACUCUUAUUUUGAAAGACAAGACUUAAAUGUUUUAGGGCUGAGACUCUUAUUUUGAAAGAUAAGACUUAAAUGUUUUAGGGCUCGUGUGUUUGAGACUCUUAUUUUGAAAGACAAGACUUAAAUGUUUAAGACUUGUGUAUUUGUUUGAGACUCUUAUUUUGAAAGACUAAGGGAAGUUCUGCUGCGUUUACAGUAAAACCUUCACCUGAUGUUUAAUUAAAGGUCUGAUUGUUCUACUCCAGCCGGGUUUAGCUCCUCUGGCUGGAUUAGAGUUGGAUUAUAACGACGACGUCGAUCCCGACUCUUCCUGCUUUUCCUUUUUUCUUCCCAGUGACGACAAAUCCUCGUCGUAGGUUUCCGUGUCCAUUUUAAAUUCCACUAUUGAAUUUUACCUGAAGCUGCAUCCAACUAACUUCAGAAAUAUUUAACCCAAAAGCAGUUUUCCAGUGAAAGGAAGCUGGACUGAGAUCAUCCCUGCAGAGAUUAAAACUCACCUAUUGGCUGAUUUCUUAAGGGUCGUUUUCUACCGGUUUUAGUUUUAACUGGAAACUUUCAGCAGCAGAAGUCUUUUAUUAACCAUCGUGUCAGUUUAGUUUCCCCAGAGACAAAAACCAAAGAUUUAGAGAAUUUUUAAAGUUUUUUAAUCCUAAUUCUUCUAAGAGGAGGCUGCAGUUCACAGUUCUGGCCUCUAGGUGUCACUGCAGCCUUCCAGCUGGACCUUUAAACAGUUUAGUUGAGCCAAACGACUGAAACCCUCGGCACGGUGACCUUGGACUCCUCGUGCUCUGAGACGUUCACCCGUUUGAAACGUCGGGACCUGUAAACUAACGCUUAGACUUUAUCCGUCCAGCUGAAGGAGGUUUCCUUCUUUCAUCCUUUUUGAUGAUCUUUGCAUCGAUAAAGUGACUCGUUUUAGUGACGAGCGGCGGCGACGUUUGGCUUCGAUCUCAGGAUGAAGAGUUGAAAUGAACCCACACGCACUGAGAGGACUGGAUUUUUCCCACGUGCGUGUCCCAGUUCACCAUUCUGAUGCUUUAUUCCGGCAGCGUGGGAUUUCACGCCGCGGUGCCCCGUCGGCGCGUGGCUUCACAUCUUCUUUUGCUUUUCUCCACACGAAGCUGAAGCGUCAGCAGGAACAAACUAAAGAUGGAAAACGCCAAAGGCUGCUGACGACAGAACCUUCAAAAUAAAAGCUUUUUCACCCUGUUUUGAAACCAGAAAAAUGCACACUUCCUGUUUCUGGAGAUUGUUCCCUACAUGUUUAUGGAAGCUGAAGGGUCUCUUUUCCAGGAUGGUUUGUAAAAUUCCAGCUUUGUGCCAGACUUCAGUAUUUCCUGUCUGCUGCACCUCCUCCAGUGUUGCGGUCUGUUGGGAGCCCGGCUGGUUUCAGCCGGAGCUCGCCAUGCAGCGGCGGCGGCGGCGGCAGCAGCGGUGAGGUGGUGACGUGAAAACUCAGCCAUGCUUUCUGGACUCUUAUUUCUGACCCAAACGUUGAAGCGGAACGAAUGUAAAGCUUUGUGAGAUGAAACAAAGCUGGUCAGAACCAGAUGUGUGUGUGACGUCACAGCGCGUCGUCGCUGCCAACGGGGUGUGCCUGAGACACACGGAUUUAUCCUGCUGUUGAUGCCUUGUACAGAUUACAAACGGAGGAGCCAUUUCUGCUUCUCGUCACGUUAAUAAGCUGAAACGAGUGGAUUAUUUUUAAUCUGGAGGGAUUUUCUGCUCAGAUUCUGGUCUCGUCGCUGCGUUGCACAACUUGUUUGUCCUUAUUUAUGUUCCAUUCCUUUGGCAUGUCUGUGAAUGUUCUUCGUACUUCUGACACUUUACAGUGUGAAAUGUUUUAUAAUAAAUUCUUUACUUAUGGCUGUCGUCUCUCUGGAACGUCUGCAGGUUCCCGCCGUCGCCUCACGGAUCAUUUUUAACGAUUUUAAACAAGAAUGAUGUUUAGUUUGGAUCCCGGUUGAUGCAGAAAGUGAACUGGUGCCAAAAGUGGUCAAAUAAAUCGACUGUUUAUGGAUUUUAUUGUAUGUCUUUCUCAAUAAAAUCAUUUAAAUCACCAAA